This is a messenger RNA of Acaulospora morrowiae, 1017 nucleotides long. The record is from the annotation of a GenBank genome assembly. NCBI's taxonomy places the organism in Eukaryota, Fungi, Glomeromycota, Glomeromycetes, Diversisporales, Acaulosporaceae.
AUGAGAUACCAGGUAAAAAUCAAGAAUAUUAGAGUAGAGGCAAUCAUUGAUAUGGGAGCCGUCAUGAGCAUUAUCUCAAAGAAACUGAUGGACCGGUUGAAACUAAAAAUUGAUGAGAAGUCAAUAAUGACAAUAGUAUCUAUUACAGGCAUAAGGACUAGGGCAUUAGGAAAUAUUAAUAACCUGAAAAUAUCAAUACAAGGAAUGCUGAUCCCGACACCAGUACAAGUGGUCGAUUUCAAGAAUGAGAUACUGAUCUUAGAAAAUAACUGGUUCGAAAAGAUCAAGGCAAGGAUCUAUAUUGAUGAACAAAAGUUAGUACUGAAAUACGAGGGUCAAAAGAUCAAGGUUUCGAUUACCAAUGAUAGAGCAAGAAAGGUACCCGCUAAUGAAACUGAUGAUGAUAAGCAAUAUAAUAAAGAACAGGCUGAUAAACUAUUAGACGAAAUCGUAUAUAAGGAAAAAAAAGUAAAAGAAAAAAAAGUGUAUUAUACAGAGGAGUCACGUAGUGAUUCAGAUUCCAAUGAUGAUAUGCAAUCCGAGUCAUAUAGUGACUCAGGAUCCAAUAAUGAGACAAGAUCUGAGGGAUCAAGCCCUGCCAUGUACUUCACCCAGAUCGGAGAAUCAUUGCCAUUAGAAGAGGAGAAACUGAGUAAAGAAGUGAAUAUCGAAAAAGGCAACAAGACAAGCAUUAUCACGGAGGAAAUUCAAACAGAAGUACCGGAGGAAUCAAGCUAUAUUGAGAACGAACAAAUCGUUAAGUCAGCAAUCAAUAUUGAUACUGGCAUGCUCGAAGAAGAUGCCAUGGCACUAAUUGAGGAAUUGCUGAUGCCGAUGGAGCUGACGCAAGAGGAAGACAUCGAAGAAAAAAUAGAGAAACUGGAGAUGGAUGACGAAUUUGCAGCAGAGCAGGUGGAACAGAUAAAAGACAUAUUGAAACAAGGGCAUGAUGUGUUUGCACAAUCUUACCAUACAACUUUACCAGAAACAAAAGAAGGAGAUAAGGGGAAGGAAUAA